Lactuca sativa (garden lettuce) is the source of this 615-nucleotide messenger RNA. Lineage: Eukaryota; Viridiplantae; Streptophyta; Magnoliopsida; Asterales; Asteraceae. The record is from RefSeq and is a predicted model, not a curated record.
AUGGCUAACGGAAAUUUAGAGAGGACUGGAUUACCUUACCUGCAUCAUGGUUGCAAACCACCGAUAGUCCAUAGAGAUGUCAAGUUCACCAACAUCUUGCUCAAUGGAAAUUUUCAAGCAAAAAUAGCUGACUUUGGGUUGUCCAAAGUUUUUCCAACAGAAGUUGGUACCCAUAUUUCAACAGCAGUUGCUGGCACUCCUGGAUACCUGGUCCCUGAGUAUUACACCUCCAAUAGGUUGACCGAGAAAAGUGAUGUUUAUAGCUUUGGAAUUGUGCUUCUAGUGAUAAUCACAGGACAACCAGCAAUAACAAUAUAUGACGACAACAACAUACACAUAAGUCGAUGGGCCAAUUUAAAGCUUGCAGGUGGGGACAUGAAAAAUAUUCUAUUUGGGGAUUUUGAUAUCAAUUCAGCCUGGAAGGCAGUGGAACUUUCAAUGGCAUGUGUAGCCCGCACGCCCAAGAGAAGACCAACCAUGAAUGAAGUGGUGAUUGAGUUAACUGAUAGUUUGGUAGAAAUGCAACCUUUUCUGAAAAGUGUUGCUAAAAAUGUUGUUGGAAAAGUGUUGCAUCAAAUUCUCAUGGUGCAGGAGCUUCAACAACAACAUCACUAG